Molecule: messenger RNA, 424 nt
Organism: Rhizophagus irregularis DAOM 181602=DAOM 197198
Lineage: Eukaryota; Fungi; Glomeromycota; Glomeromycetes; Glomerales; Glomeraceae
Source: RefSeq, a predicted model, not a curated record
GUUUAUUUUGCACAUUUGACAUUUCUAAUGGUGUAACGUCAUUCGGAUUAUAAAUACUUCUACAAAAGUGAUUUUUAUAAAAAAUUAUUUUCUCAUUAUGUCUAUAAAUUUUUAUAAGGAAAUAAUUGAUAAUUAUAAAAAUCUUUAUGAAACCAAGGAAGGAUAUGACACGAAGAUUUAUGCUGGUGAAAAACAAAAUAUAAAAGAAUUUCAUGUUCAUUCCUUCAUAUUAAAAACACAAUCUAAAUUUUUUAAAAGUGCUUUUACGGAAGAAAUUCAAAAAAAGGAUGGUUAUUUUAUUUUAAAUUUAAAUUAUUCACCUAAAAUAUUUGAAAUUCUUUUAAGGUAUUUUUUUUUUUUGUAAAGAUUUUUAAGUGACUAUGAUAAAUGGAUUGUUUCAUAUGAAGAUUUUCAUUUUUUUUUU